GUCACCCGCCGCGUCAGGAACAGGUCUGGGGAAAGGUGCGCGCUGGGCUGGGAAACCGCCGCCGCGGCUCCCGGCGACCGCGGGGUGCGGUGAUGAGCUCCCAGAAAGGCAACGUGGCUCGUUCCCGGCCCCAGAGGCACCAGAAUACCUUCGGCUUCAAGAACGACAGGUUUGAUAAGAGCGUUCUGACCAAGAAAAUUAACGCAAAACUUCAUGACGGAGUGUGUCAGCACUGUAAAGAAGUUCUUGAAUGGCGUGUCAAGUACAGCAAAUACAAACCGCUAUCAAAGCCUAAAAAAUGUGUUAAAUGUUUACAGAAGACUGUGAAGGAUUCUUACCACAUCAUUUGUAGACCUUGUGCUUGUCAGCUGGAAGUUUGCGCCAAGUGUGGAAAGAAAGAAGACAUUGUUAUUCCGUUUAAUAAAGAACCAGGAAAGACAGAAAAUGGUGAAAAUGAUCAAAGUUCUCAUAGAAGGUGCAAAAGAAAUGAAGAAAAUGAUGAUGAUUCAGAUUUUGCUGGAGACUUAGGUGAUCUGGAUGCCGUGGACUAAUGUAACCACCAACCCGCUAGUAAUUUUGAGGGUUUCAACAAAAAUACCUCAAAGUCCUAAUGAGAAAAGAGGGCUAAAACUAUAGAAAUAGGCAAAAUUUAUAUAUCAAUGAUAUCAAUUGUGUAUAUAAUGUUUGAAUAAUCAAGAAACUGUCAUCCAGAGUUUUCUUGCAGUAAAUACUAAAAUGUUGGCCAAAAUGAAUGUUGGAUGCAUAUAAGUGCAUAUUACUUAGAAUUAUGUACUAUCUAAUAUCAAGCCAAAUGAUUCAGAAUUGUUUAUAGCAGAACUGUUUUAGAAAAUAAGAUGACAUUUGAUAGCUAGUUUUACAAUUAAUCAUGGUAAGUGCCUUUUGAUAGGUCAAUCUCAUAUUAGUGUGAUUUUUUUAUAGAGAAACCUCUCCCUUAUGUAAACUUACUUAUUACAAAGCAAAAAAUAAUUUUAAUAAUGUUUAGCAAAUAUCUAACAACUGAUCUUUGAAUGUAUCUCUGUAUUCCUCUCUGCAGUUUUACCUUUUGCCUCUUGUGAAAUAUCCACUCAGAAAAAUCAAGAACCCUGAAAAUGAAUAUAUUUAUAUACAUUUGUGUAUACAUGCACACGCUCGCGUGCACGCACACACACACACGCACACACACACACACACACACACACACACACACCAGUCAGAAGCUUCCAGUAUCAGAAAUUUCCCUACAAGUCUCUUCCUUCCCACAAGCUCACCCUUCUUCUCAGAGGCGACAUCAUCCUGAAUUUUGAUGAUUAUUUUCUGUAUCAUCUUACUACCCUUAUUUGUACUUCUCAACAAUAUCAGAUAGUUUUCUCUGAUUAUUCUUUCUUGUCUUUGUUUUGGAAAACCUGAGAACUACAGAAAAGUAUCAAAACUGUACAGUGAACCUUUGGAUUCUCUUUGCUUGGAUCCCAGUUGUUGGCAUUUUAAUUUGUUUUCUUUCUAUCAACCAUUUGAAAAGAAGUCAAGCUAGGGUUCUAAAUUUUAAAUUUUAAAUAAACAUUUAAACUGUGCAUGUUAUUUUGUAUCUUUUCUUUUUUUUUCAUUGUUAUAAAAUUUGAAAGUGAUCCAUGCCAGAGAAGCUGAAAUUCAUUCAAUUUUACAUUAUUGUAUGUUGUCCUCUGUAUUUUCAUAGAUACUUUGAUAAUACAGUCCAAUGCUGCUACAUUUGAAUUUUGAUUUUUUCCUGUUUCAAACAAUAUUGGUAAGAGCAAGUUUAUGUGAGUUUUUUGGUACAUAUAUGCAUUUCUGUAGGAAUGUACACUACCAGGAGUAGAGGGAAUCAGGUAUAUAUUCAUCUUCACUCUUACUAUAUAAUAUAUAAUUUUUUUCCCAAAGGAACUAUUAACACUUUCUAUAGCAACAUAAAGAGUUACAGUGUUCUGUAUCCUUUCUAAUACAUAGAAUUUUAAAAUUACAUUAAUUUAAUAUGUAAACAGCAGUAUUUCCUUGCCUUAUGAAUUUAUAUUUCUAUAACUAUUAAUUAACUUUGUCUUCUUUCCAUUUUACUAUUUGGCUUUGGUAAUACAUAAUACUAAGACAUAACUUUUGCUGUUUUUAAUAGUGUUAUUUUUAGAAACACAUACUGAAAAUAUUUAAGAGCUUAGUGUCAGUUUUCAUUAAAAUAUUUGAGCAUGUAAAAGUAAACAACAUUUCAGACCCAUCAAAAAAUGCUAGCUAGUAUUAAAUUUUUAAAAAGUAUUCAAGAAUUCUGCCAUUAUAAAACAUAUAAAAUCUUGUGACACUAAGAAAAUUGGAGACAAAAAUAGAGAGGAAUCAUGUUCAUAAUGCAGAGAUCUCAGUAUUUAAGCCUCUAGUCUUCAUUUCUCUCCCAUUAACUUACGCGAUUUCUGUAUUUGUAUACAAACUUACUUUUACAUAUCCAUUGUCUGUACUUUGUAUGUAAGUUUCACUUUUAUGAUUAAAGAACCAAAAUUAUUAUUA
This is a messenger RNA of Dipodomys spectabilis (banner-tailed kangaroo rat), 2499 nucleotides long. It is a transcript of the gene CUNH9orf85, whose product is annotated as chromosome unknown C9orf85 homolog. The transcript has 4 exons. Lineage: Eukaryota; Metazoa; Chordata; Mammalia; Rodentia; Heteromyidae. Bases 93 to 551 code for a protein of 152 amino acids. The record is from RefSeq and is a predicted model, not a curated record.